This is a messenger RNA of Penicillium canariense, 498 nucleotides long. RefSeq lists its product as uncharacterized. The record is from RefSeq and is a predicted model, not a curated record. The transcript has a single exon. NCBI's taxonomy places the organism in Eukaryota, Fungi, Ascomycota, Eurotiomycetes, Eurotiales, Aspergillaceae. The coding region runs from base 1 to 498 and encodes 165 amino acids.
AUGGAAUACCUCAUCAAGCAGUACACACGCGAGCAGUCCAAAUCCGAAAUCUUCACCUUCGAAGACUAUAUGCUGAGCCGCAAGAUCCAAACAUGGCACAACUGGGGCCAACCAUGCAAAGAAAGAAUAUCCCUACGGCGCGCCCUGCUCGCGCGCCUCGAGCUGAAUCGGAAAGCGAACAUGUACGCCGGUGCACUGGGCUUGCACAGGCUGCCGGAUAUAGAAGAGUGGGAUCCGCUGCAGACGGAGGAGCUGUAUGAUAUGGAUAUAGAGCGAUUGCGCUGGAGUGCGCGGAUUAUCAUUGAGUCUGGACUCUUCGAGAAGAAGGGAAACGUGCGCCACAGCUACAUCCCGUACUAUCAUAAGCCGUCAAGGUACUUGGCGGCGGAGAUGUUGCUGGCAGUGUAUGAUGAGGUUGAUGUGGAGAAUGCGGCGGGGGAGUUGGGGCGGAUGCAAAGGGACGGGCAGUUUUCGUGGUAUAGGCGUGUUUUCCAUUAG